This is a messenger RNA of Oryza brachyantha (malo sina), 1881 nucleotides long. Its product is annotated as asparagine--tRNA ligase, chloroplastic/mitochondrial. Gene Ontology annotation, cellular component: mitochondrion. Gene Ontology annotation, biological process: asparaginyl-tRNA aminoacylation. The coding region runs from base 86 to 1762 and encodes 558 amino acids. Gene Ontology annotation, molecular function: ATP binding; nucleic acid binding; asparagine-tRNA ligase activity. The transcript is spliced from 15 exons. Lineage: Eukaryota; Viridiplantae; Streptophyta; Magnoliopsida; Poales; Poaceae. The record is from RefSeq and is a predicted model, not a curated record.
AAAACGGACGGCUCCAAGGGGAAGGAGAGCAGAUAGGCCGGCGAUAGCUUAAACCCGCCUCCGCCGCCUGCCCGCUGCUCCGCCGAUGGCGGCCGCCGCGGCGACCCGCCUCCUCCGCCUGGCCCCACGCCGCCUCCCGGCCCCACCCAAGGCGUGCCCGUUCCCCGCCCUCCCGCUGCAGCCGGCGACUCCGCUCGCCGCCACCUCGAGGUGGCGCCGCUUCUGCGCCGCUGCGCAGGCCUCGGCCUCGGCCCCGCCCCCGCCCCCGGCGGCCGCGGCGGUGGCGGCGGAGGGAACGGCGACCGGGGGGGAGGCGGUGGGGGAGUUCAGGCGGAGGACGCGGGUGGCGGACGUGAAGGGAGGGGAGGACGAGGGGUCCGCGUGGGUGGGGAGGCAGCUCGCCGUGCGCGGGUGGGUGCGCACCUGCCGCGCCCAGAGGACCGUCACCUUCGUCGAGGUUAAUGAUGGUUCUUGCUUGUCCAACAUGCAAUGUGUAUUGACUCCUGAUACAGAAGGUUAUGACCAGAUAGAUUCUAUCGCUACCGGGGCCUCUGUGUUAGUGGAAGGAAUCAUAGCAAGCAGCCAAGGUGGUAAGCAAAAAGUGGAGUUGAAGGUUUCAAAGAUCAUUGUGAUUGGGGAAAGUGAUCCGACAUCUUUCCCUAUACAAAAGAAGCGGGCGUCAAGAGAAUUUCUGAGAACUGUAGCCCAUCUCCGUCCUCGGACAAAUACUUUUGGCGCAGUAGCAAGAGUGAGAAAUGCUUUGGCAUAUGCAACACACAAAUUUUUUCAAGACAACGGAUUUGUUUGGGUAGCGAGCCCUAUUAUUACAGCAUCAGACUGUGAAGGAGCAGGGGAGCAGUUCUAUGUGACAACAUUGAUUUCAAAUAGUGCUGAAGGUGGUUCUCUAGUCAAGGAUAUUCCUUCUACUAAGGAUGGAAGGGUUGAUUGGUCACAGGACUUCUUCUGCAAACCAGCAUUUCUAACAGUGUCUGGACAACUGAAUGGUGAAACAUAUGCUACAGCUCUAUCAGAUAUUUACACUUUUGGUCCGACAUUUAGAGCUGAAAAUUCAAAUACUUCAAGACAUUUGGCUGAAUUUUGGAUGAUUGAGCCUGAACUUGCCUUUGCGGAUCUAAAUGAUGACAUGGCUUGUGCAAGUUCAUACCUCCAGUAUGUAGUGAAGUAUAUUCUAGAGAACUGCAAAGAAGAUAUGGAUUUCUUCAAUACAUGGAUUGAGAAAGGGAUCAUCGAUAGAUUAAAUGAUGUAGUUGAGAAAAACUUUGUUCACUUGUCAUAUUCUGAUGCUAUUGAGCUACUUGUUGGGUCCAAGAAGAAAUUUGAGUUCCCGGUCAAAUGGGGAUUGGAUCUGCAAAGUGAGCAUGAAAGGUAUAUCACAGAAGUUGCUUUUGGUGGGCGUCCGGUAAUUAUUAGAGAUUAUCCAAAGGAAAUCAAAGCUUUCUAUAUGCGACAAAAUGAUGAUGGAAAAACAGUUGCUGCAAUGGAUCUAUUGGUUCCACGGGUCGGUGAACUCAUUGGUGGAAGCCAAAGGGAAGAACGUCUUGAUUACCUUGAAGGUCGCUUGGAUGAGUUAAAUCUUAACAAAGAAAGCUACUGGUGGUACUUAGAUCUACGGCGAUAUGGAUCAGUUCCUCAUGCUGGUUUUGGACUUGGAUUUGAAAGACUUGUACAAUUUGCAACUGGAAUGGACAACAUUAGAGACACCAUUCCAUUCCCCCGGGUUCCUGGCUCCGCAGAGUUUUAGCAUUCCAAAAGUUGCUCACUGAUACUAUUUACAACAUUCUUUCCUGGGAUUGGGAUUUCAAGAAAAAUAUACGGUCUACUGUUUCAUUGUACAGAGUUUAGUUAAGCUAUUGCUUACAU